Molecule: messenger RNA, 1422 nt
Organism: Plasmopara halstedii
Lineage: Eukaryota; Oomycota; Peronosporomycetes; Peronosporales; Peronosporaceae
Product: Predicted G-protein coupled receptor
Exons: 3
Coding region: 1-1422 (473 amino acids)
Cellular component (GO): membrane
Source: RefSeq, a predicted model, not a curated record
AUGACGUUGCCAACGUCGGACGUGACCUUGGCGCUUGGUAGCUGGCUACUCUUCUUCCUGUUCGCUCGUUUCUUCUUUUCAUGGUGGCUUUUUCGUGAUUAUGCCGUGCGGAAUGCUGCCACUCCGUUGCUUUUCGCCGCUACAUUGACGUUUUCACUGAGUAUCUUCCAAAUGGUUCUAUUCGAAGUUACGGAUGUGAUGCAUGUGGGCAGUCGUCAAUGGGUCUGGCGUGUCGAUCUUAUCGCGAUGACAUAUUUAGUUGUGCUCGUAUUACCACUAUCUCUUUUCUAUGCACUUGCAAGGGAGUAUGGUGUAGCGAGACGUCAAGCAGCAGGAACAGCCACUGCAUUACUUGCAUUCUACCUUUACGGCUUCUGGAAACUCGGCGAUGUGCUCGAACAAGAUUUACCACGUCAGUCAGUCGAAGCGUUCCUCUCCAUUCGCAACUUUGUGAGUCGUGUGAGUCUACUAGGAGUGAUGUUUAUGGCGCUACUAUCGGGUUUUGGUGCUGUCAAUUGUCCAUACGAGUACAUGACUUUCUUCUGGCGAAGAGUGGCCGAGGAAGACAUCGAAUUUCUAGAGAAAAGGCUGCGUCAUAAUUUGGAAAUUCUGAUUGCGAAGAAAAAACGUUUGACGUUAGAGUUACGUGCUUCAGUGAGGAGACAAGAUGAAGCUGAUGCAAGCAAGAAAAACUCAAUCAUUAUUUCUUUCUUAAAUCUCUUUUUGAAGCAAGACGAUACAACGUAUAUCAAGGUACUAAAAGCGGAAAUUUUGACGCUGGAAAGUCUUGGACGGGAAUUGUUUCUAGAAGUGAAUGAUUUACGAAAUGUACAGGCUAGAGCACAAAAAGCGAGGACCGUGCGAGGCCGUAUAUUUAACUUUUUUGGCUAUGUAAUGUCUGCGUUUUGUAUGUACAAGAUGCUCAUGAGCACAGUGAACGUUGUGUUUCGAAGAAAUCGCGAUAAAGACCCGAUCACAGACGCUGUGGAGAAGCUUUUGUAUAUUUGGCCAUCGUUGGCGGAGCAAUUAAAUAUUCGAUUUUUGUCGGAGAUUGCAUCUCUUGGAUUUGUGGGUAUUCUUGUUUUUACACAAACGCGGGGGUUUCUUGUCACGCUGCUGAAAUUCUUUCGCACAUACUCUAGCACGGUUUCGUCAAACAGUGUCGUGCUUUGGCUUGCUCAUCUCACGGGAAUGUACUUCAUCUCUUCCUUCGUACUCAUGCGAAUGAAUCUCAGUCCUUUGCAUCGACAGCGGAUUGAUGAAGUGCUGGGGGAGAUAGAGUUCAAUGUGUUUCAUCGCUACUUCGACAUGAUGUUUGUCGUUAGCGCUUCGUGUAGCAUCGGCGUUCUUGCCCUUACGAAAUUCUCCAAGGCCUCACGAACGGCCUAUAAUGACUACGGCGAUCAUGACAAAUUUCCAUAA